Messenger RNA from Mucor velutinosus, 2475 nucleotides. RefSeq lists its product as uncharacterized. The record is from RefSeq and is a predicted model, not a curated record. Lineage: Eukaryota; Fungi; Mucoromycota; Mucoromycetes; Mucorales; Mucoraceae. Gene Ontology annotation, cellular component: nucleus. Gene Ontology annotation, molecular function: ATP binding; nucleic acid binding. Gene Ontology annotation, biological process: ribosome biogenesis. The transcript is spliced from 2 exons. The coding region runs from base 1 to 2475 and encodes 824 amino acids.
AUGGACGACGAUGGUAUUCUUUUGAACUUUAGCACCACUCCCAAGGUAGCUAAAGCGCCUGCUGUAAAGCAUGGAAACACCCGUGGCGUACUCAAGACACACGCUGCCAAAUCAGCCGUGCCAGCAACUGUCAAUAGUGAGACGAUUGCACCAUCCACCGAUACUCCUCCAGCAACAGAAGAAGAGGCAGCAGCAGCAGCAGCAGCAGCAGCAAGUGGGCUCGCUCCUGGCACCAAAGUGCUUCAUGGCAGAGCUCAGAUCGCAUCCUCUCUCUUUUCCUCCAACCCCAUCAUCCCUACAACGUAUCGCAAGAAAGUGAUUAGUACCAGAGAAGGUGCUAGUAAUGCGCCCACCGAUUCCAGCACAUUCACAGGCAUUGGCAUCCAAUCUGAUCUCGCUGGCCAUCUCGUCAACAAGUUCAAUGUCACCACACCUACCAAUGUCCAAGCCAAGGCCAUUCCAGUGUUGAUGGGCCCUGCAUCUCCCCUUUACAAAGAGGAUGUGGAUGUCGUCGUUCAAGCAGAAACUGGCUCUGGAAAAACGCUCACCUACCUUCUUCCUAUUGUCAAUCGUCUGAUUUCAGCCUCAACUGCGCCAAAAGAUGCCAUUAAGCAAAGCGAACAACCAUUUGGCGAUCGCAUGGUAGGUACUGUAGCCAUCAUUCUGACUCCUACUCGUGAAUUGGCUCAACAAGUCUUGGGCGUCUUGACCACACUUGUCAAUUUACCUAGACCCAAGGACGAACAUGUACGUCGUCUGCAUUGGAUUGUACCUGGUAUUGUCAUUGGUGGCGACUCCAAAGCAAAAGAGAAGGCUCGCUUGAGAAAGGGUGUCAAUGUCUUGGUCAGCACACCCGGUCGCCUCUUGGAUCAUUUGGAGAACACAAAGAGCUUUGAUAUCUCCAAUUUGAAAUGGUUGGUGUUGGACGAGGCAGAUCGUUUGCUGGAUCUCGGAUUCGAGGAGACACUCAAGAAGAUUAUGAACAUCAUUGGCGAAAGAACAAAGCAAGGAGGAUCCUCCAAAUACAAACAACUGAUGACAUCUAAAUUCUGGCCAAGGAAGAGACAAACAGUACUGUGUUCAGCAACAUUGAGAGACGAUGUGAAAGAGUUGGCGGGCUGGUCUUUGGAAAAGCCAGCUUUUGUUAGUGGCACAGAUUCCAAACGAGACGCAUCCACCGUACUGAGCACUGACACCACAAUGACAGAAUCCAAACAGGAAGAAAAUGAAGAAAUGAAGUUUACCACGCCAAAUCAAUUGAAGCAAUCAUAUACCAUAGUACCUGCAAAGUUACGUCUGAUCACCUUAUUAGCAUUGCUUCGAUCUUGCUUUUACGAUAAGCGCCAAAAGAAAAGCAUGAACAGUAAAGUCAUUGUCUUCUUUUCGUGCUGCGAUUCUGUCGACUUCCAUUACGAUUUAUUCGCUCAUGCUGGAAAGCCCAUUAUGGAUGAAGACUCUGACGACGAGAACGAUGAUGAGGAUGAUGAAACCAAGAUUAUGAAGAAGGCACUAGACAAGAUUGUGGGUAAAGGAGAGGCCAAAAAGUUCUCCAAGCAGCUUACUGGAAACAACAAGAACUUCAAGAGCAAUCGUUCAGAUGAGGUUGUGCCUGCAGCAGAAGAGGGAGAUACCAAGAAGGGUAAAAAAGUGGUUGAAGAAGCCAGCCAGGUCAGUACAUUGCUCUUGGAGAAACCAGUGUUCCGCCUCCAUGGUGAUUUAAAUCAACAAGUUCGCUCUCAAACAUUCGCCGAGUUCAGCAAGGCCAAGUCGGGCGUUCUGUUUUGUACUGAUGUGGCUGCUCGUGGUUUAGAUUUACCCAAUGUAGAUCGUAUCAUCCAAUACGAUGUGCCUACGGAUCUCAAAGACUAUGUGCAUCGUGCUGGUCGUACUGCUCGUCUUGGUAAGGCUGGUGAAGCCAUGCUCUUCUUACUGCCUAGCGAAAUGGACUACCUUGAUAUCUUGAAGGCCCAGGAUCUAUUCCCUGAAUCUGUUACCAUGGAAACCAUCUUGAAGCACAUUGCAGAGCAUCAAGAUGAUUUUCAGACACCUGCACAAGAUUUGCAAAACACCAUGGAAAACUACAUUCUAUCUGAUGAAAGUCAUGUCAUGUUGGCCCGUAAAGCCUUUUGGUCUACAUGCCGUGCUUACGCCACUCAUCCCGCUGCUGAGAAGCACAUUUUCCAUGUCAAGAGACUUCAUUUGGGACAUUUGGCCAAAUCAUUUGCCUUGAGAGAAGCACCAUCCAAUAUCCAUGAAAAGACCAAGGGCAAGAAGAGAAAGGACGCUAAGAAUGAGCGUAUGCCUGGUAUGAAGAAGUUUGAGGGCAAGGAAAAGCCUACCGGACCUAGAAAGAAUAUCAACAAUCCUUUGAAGAGAAACUUUGACCAUGCUGGUGAAUUCGCCAUUGCCAGUGCAUCCAGCUUGUUGGAGGGACCAACCACAAAGAAGAAGAAGAAGAACAAUGGCAAAAAGUAA